UCCCACAGAACACAACUUACAGAACACUUUGGCGCGAAAAUAAUGGACGAUGGCGACGACUCUGCUACGCUUCUGCUCUGUAUGAGUGAAGCCUUCGCCAACCACGAGCGGGAGGUGGCCAAGGCUCAUGACAAAGUCUGCCAGCUCCUUAUAUCAGACGCCUGGAAGAUUGCCAUGCGGUUGCAGCACUAUUUGAUACUUCAGUGUCUGGACAAGCCCACGGAGUCAGCUUGGAUAUCCCUCUACCUGUUCGGGAACGACGUGAAUUUCCUUAACGCUACGAGUCUUACAAGGUUUGCAGUUUUUCCACUAUUCAAAGUGGUGCACGAGAGCUGCUAACUACGUAAUGUUGAGCUCGAGACGUCCCAGCUAGGCUGUGUCUUCGCAUCCGCAGUCUGCACACACGACGUUGGGAGGAGUGUUUUCCUCAUUGCCGCUCGAGUCUCGGAUACAGCGCAUCUUCCAGUGUAUUGCAGAGUGGGUAAGGUGAACCAUAGUGUCUAGUCAAACCAAUGUUAGCUUCGACGAUGCACCCAGAUACAGUGCGCGAGAUUUCCACUGAUCAAACUGCGUGAUCCGCUGAGCUUCACCAUGUUCAGAAAGCCUCUCGUUAAGGACGUGUAUGGACCCGUACCGGACAAAAGGUUCACGGUCGCUCCUGCAGACGUUGGCUUCGGAGUAGAUAGCUGUUUAUGUAUCAAUAUCCAGGGACUUAUCUGUUGUAAAUACGACGGGUCCUUACACCAUUUUUGGUAGACGUCCAGUAGCAUGAGUGCACUUGCUACGCCGCCUACUAAACUCAGUAAUGUGGGAAGACGUUCAACAAUUUCAGUUGACAGCAUUCCCGUUGUGCUGUUCGUACAGACUCAAGUUAUAUUUGCUUUGAUUCUCGCUGAAUCGUUUUGACCUUUGUAAAC
Phytophthora nicotianae INRA-310 is the source of this 917-nucleotide messenger RNA. RefSeq lists its product as hypothetical. Lineage: Eukaryota; Oomycota; Peronosporomycetes; Peronosporales; Peronosporaceae. The record is from RefSeq and is a predicted model, not a curated record. The transcript has a single exon. The coding region runs from base 43 to 339 and encodes 98 amino acids.